UCGGCUCAUCUCGCACUAUAAAAAAGCGGCUUUCCCGGACACUAGCUGCUCCGACCUCAACCCCUCCGUACAUCACACUUGACUUGACCACCAAGCAUCCGUACCCGUCUCCUUCACCAUGGGCGUUCAAAAGACCAUCAUCACACCAGGCAACUCUUCACUCUGUGUGAAAAAGGGUGACGAGAUCCACUUGCAGUACACAGGAUGGCUAUUCGACGAAGAUGCAGAGGAUAACAAAGGCGAUCAGUUUGACACAUCUGUCGGUCGGGGCGAAAGCAUCAUUACCAUCGGCAGAGGUCUUGUUCUCAAAGGCUGGGAUGAAGGCGUGCUAGGUUCCGCUGACUCUUCACCUAUGAUGUUGGGUGAAAAGGCGACACUGGUUAUAACACCUGACCUUGCCUAUGGCUCUCGUGGUUUUGUCGGACACAUCCCAGCAAACGCAACACUGGUCUUUGAUCUGGAGAUCAGAGCCAUCAACGGAAAGAGGGCAGACAGCACCUGAUCAUCCUUCUGCAUCCUUGCACCGCUCUUUGAAUCACGUUGGUCGACACAUACCCCCGUUUCUACCCGACCCGCCUACCCAGCCAGCCAUUUGCGCCCUUACAAUUCCAAGCUUCGAAGCCAACACACACGAGAGCCAUCAUGUUGACGGAGUGUCUUGUGUGUGUCGACACAUUGCGCGCCAUUUAUGCCU
Pyrenophora tritici-repentis Pt-1C-BFP is the source of this 694-nucleotide messenger RNA. Its product is annotated as FkpA, FKBP-type peptidyl-prolyl cis-trans isomerase 1. Gene Ontology annotation, biological process: protein peptidyl-prolyl isomerization. The record is from RefSeq and is a predicted model, not a curated record. Gene Ontology annotation, cellular component: cytoplasm. NCBI's taxonomy places the organism in Eukaryota, Fungi, Ascomycota, Dothideomycetes, Pleosporales, Pleosporaceae. Gene Ontology annotation, molecular function: peptidyl-prolyl cis-trans isomerase activity.